This is a messenger RNA of Stegostoma tigrinum, 1901 nucleotides long. RefSeq names its product karyopherin alpha 2 (RAG cohort 1, importin alpha 1) (gene kpna2). The transcript has 11 exons. Bases 170 to 1747 code for a protein of 525 amino acids. Gene Ontology annotation, cellular component: cytoplasm; nucleus. NCBI's taxonomy places the organism in Eukaryota, Metazoa, Chordata, Chondrichthyes, Orectolobiformes, Stegostomatidae. Gene Ontology annotation, molecular function: protein binding; nuclear import signal receptor activity. The record is from RefSeq and is a predicted model, not a curated record. Gene Ontology annotation, biological process: NLS-bearing protein import into nucleus.
UGCACUUUGUAAAUCUUGUGAUUAGUUCAACUGCUGUUCUCGUUUAAUAGCGAUAAGUUUUUUUUCCUUUUCACGACUAAUUAAAUUCCAGUAACCUUAACGGAAAAUCUCCCCUUUAAAUCUUUGUCUCAGCUUCCGCAAUUUUUGCCAAGUUAAUUCAAGUUGAAAUAUGUCAACCACGGCCAACGAGAACGCCUUCAGCCGCCUGAUCAAGUUUAAGAACAAGGGGAAAGAUGCUAAUGAGUUGAGACGCAGGAGAAUUGAAACCAAUGUUGAGCUGCGGAAAGCUAAAAAAGACGACCAGCUGUUUAAAAGGAGGAACGUGAACAAUUUUCCUGAUGAGAAUGUAUCUCCACUUCAAGAAAAGAACAAUAUCCAGGUGCCUUUGAAUUUGGAUGAAAUAAUCCAAGGUAUCCAGAGUAAUAAUUUGGAAACUCAACUCCAAGCAACUCAGGCUGCCAGGAAGCUGCUUUCUAGGGAGAAACAUCCUCCCAUUGACAAAAUUAUUCAAGCUGGGCUCAUCCCCAGAUUUGUGGGAUUUCUUGCUACUUUUAAUUGUAGCCCCAUCCAGUUUGAAGCUGCAUGGGCCCUCACCAACAUAGCGUCUGGAACAUCUGAUCAGACUAAGGCUGUUGUUGAUGGUGGUGCAAUACCAGCAUUCAUCAAUCUGUUGGCAUCUCCACAUCCACAUAUCAGUGAACAAGCAGUAUGGGCUUUAGGAAACAUUGCAGGUGAUGGAUCUCACUACAGAGACUUGGUUAUCAAAUGUGGAGCCCUUGACCCCUUACUUGCACUGUUGGCUGUUCCUGAAUUAGCUGCAUUAUCGUCUAGCUAUCUGCGAAAUGUAACUUGGACGCUGUCAAAUCUCUGCCGCAACAAGAACCCAUCUCCACCUUUAGAAGCAGUGAAGCAGGUUCUGCCAGCCCUUGUACGCCUUCUACACCAUGAUGACAGAGAAGUUCUUGCUGAUGCAUGCUGGGCUAUAUCUUAUCUAACAGAUGGCUCAAAUGACCGCAUUGAAGUGGUAGUGUGUACUGGAGUUGUGCCACGUUUAGUGCAGUUACUAGCAUCAUGUGAAUUAUCAAUAGUGACUCCUGGACUCAGGGCAGUGGGCAAUAUUGUGACUGGUACGGAUGAUCAGACACAAAUUGUCAUUGACUCUGGUGUGCUGAACUACUUUGGUUCUUUACUUGCUCAUCCAAAGAGCAACAUCCAAAAAGAAGCUGCCUGGACAAUCUCUAACAUUACAGCUGGAAAGCCAGAACAAAUCCAAGCAGUUAUUGACAAUGGAUUGGUUCCACCCCUUAUUCAAUUGCUUAGAAAGGGUGACUUUAAGUCUCAGAAAGAAGCUGUCUGGGCUGUAACAAACUACACCAGUGGUGGCACAAUUCAACAAAUUAUCUACCUUGUUCAAUCCGGAGUUAUUGAGCCAUUAUUGGCCCUGUUGUCAGUCAAAGACUGCAAGACUAUCCAAAUCAUUUUAGAUGCUAUUGCAAAUAUAUUUCUGGCUGCAGAAAAAGUCAAUGAAACAGAUAAGCUCUGCCUCAUGAUCGAGGAAUGUGGAGGUCUUGAUAAAAUUGAAGCUCUGCAAUCUCAUGAAAAUGAGCAAGUGUACAAAGCUUCCCUAAACUUGAUAGAAAAAUACUUCUCUGAAGAGAAUGAGGAAGACCAGAAUGUUGUACCAGAUUCUACUGAAGAAGCUUUCAUGUUUCAGGCGGAGAACCCUACUGUGACUUUUGACUUUUGAAUGACUGACAUGUCUAACUUUUUUUGUUCUAUGUAGUCACUACUUGUAACUGUCAAAUGUGGUCUAUCACUUCAUACUUAAUCCACGACUAUCCACUUUGAUGUACAUUUUGUAUAAAUUUCAAUUUUGUAAUUAAAUGUUGGAAUGUAAAUAA